This is a messenger RNA of Mucor mucedo, 1973 nucleotides long. RefSeq names its product amino acid permease/ SLC12A domain-containing protein. Bases 53 to 1714 code for a protein of 553 amino acids. NCBI's taxonomy places the organism in Eukaryota, Fungi, Mucoromycota, Mucoromycetes, Mucorales, Mucoraceae. The record is from RefSeq and is a predicted model, not a curated record. Gene Ontology annotation, biological process: amino acid transmembrane transport. The transcript is spliced from 10 exons. Gene Ontology annotation, cellular component: membrane. Gene Ontology annotation, molecular function: amino acid transmembrane transporter activity.
GCCUAAUCCUUUUCUUUCACUCUCUAAAUUUUUUUUUCUUUUAAAAAAAACCAUGCCUACGCCAGAUCAAAAGAUCAGCCGCGCGGAGCAAGGGGUCAUAGACAAUAACCCCAAUAAUCCAAUGCGAGUUUUUAAUAACGAAAAAGUCGAGGUUUAUGAUCAAACAGACCUUUCUUUCGAAAGUAUACCUAAUGACAAAGAAUCCAUUGCCUCAGCACAACCUAUCCGUGGUCUCUCUGCUCGUCAUAUCCAAAUGAUUUCACUCGGUGGCUGUAUUGGUACCGGUUUAUUCUUGAACUCUGGUCAAAAUAUUGCAAUCGCGGGACCUGCUGGUGCAUUAAUUGCGUAUAUCGUCGUCGGUGUUAUGGUGUAUUGUCUCAUGACUUCCCUUGGUGAAAUGGCUACCUAUUUGCCUGUGUCUGGUUCUUUCAACCAUUACGCAUUCAGAUUCAUUGAUCCUGCUUUUGGUUUUGCUAUCGGUUGGAAUUACUGGCUUUCGGCUGUUACUAUCGCUACCGAAAUUUCCGCAUCUGCUACUAUUAUCAAUUGGUGGAAACCAGUACUUCCUGAUCCCGCUUGGUCUACGAUUUUCAUUAUCCUUAUCAUUCUCAUCAAUUUGGUGGGUGUUCAGCUCUUUGGUGAACUGGAAUACUGGUUUGCGCUCUUGAAGAUUUUAAUUGUUCUUGUAUUUAUUAUUAUUGCGUUAUGUGUCACCACAGGUGGUCUUGGUGAACGAGUCAUUGGUUUCGAUUAUUGGAAAAACCCAGGCGCUUUUGCAGGCGCUGGACUUGGUACAUUGGAUGUCUUACUUUCUGCAGGUUUCUCUUUCAUGGGUACAGAAGUUGUAGGCAUCACUGCUGCCGAGGCAAAGAAUCCUACAAAGACAGUUCCCCGUGCUAUCCGUAACACUUUCUGGCGUAUCAUUUUCUUUUAUAUUCUCACCAUCUUCUUAUUGGGCAUGUGUUUGCCUUUCGAUAAUCCUGACUUGGCUAAUCCCGAUGGUGAUCCAGGAACCGCCUCUUUCACACUUGUCUUUACUCUUGCUGGUAUCGAAGCAGGCGCACAUGUCAUUAAUGCUGUCAUCUUAAUUAGUGUCUUGUCCGCUGCCAACUCCUCUCUCUAUACUUGUUCUCGUACCAUGUUGGGUCUUGCAAAGGAUGGUAACGCACCACGCUUUUUGGCUAAAAUGAACCGCUUUGGUUCUCCUUACUGGGCUGUCCUUUGUUCCUCCAUUGUUGGUUUCCUCUGUGUCUUUGCAUCCAUUUACAGUGCUUCUGUUGCAUUUGUUUGGUUCUUGAGUAUCACUGCCGUGAGUGGCUUUAUCGGCUGGUGGGGUAUCGCUGUUGUACAUAUCCGAUUCAGACAGGCCUUUGUGGCACAAGGACGUAGUAUGGAUGACUUGCCUUUCAAGGCCUUUGGUUAUCCUUAUUCUGCCUAUAUCGCCAUUGCUUUGACAACAUUUGUUAUCUUUGGUCAAGGCUAUAAUGCUUUUUACCCAGAAUUCAAUGGUACCAAGUUUGUACAGAAUUACAUUGGUCUUGUACCUGUUACAGUUUGGUACAUCGGAUAUAAAUUAAUUCGUAAAUCCAAGGUGAUUCCCUUGAUGGACGUUGAUUUCGAAACAGGUCGUGUCACUCGUCUUGAUAUCGAGCAAGAUGAUGCAGAAGAUAAGGUGUUACCUUGGUAUCGUAAAGUCCUUGCUUGGAUUGUAUAAAUGGAAAAAAAAGCGUUUCCUUUUAUUUUAUUUUUUUGUAUUGUAUUAUAAUUCCCCCUCUUCCCUUCCCUUUUUCAUCCCGAAAAUAAUAAAAAAUAGUUCGUUUGUCUAUUAUUUAUUCUCCUAUCGACUCUCUCUUUUUCUACACUGUGUCAUCACUGCAAAUACAUGUUAGUUAAUAUCCCUCUCUUAUCAUGUCUUUUUACUUACUAUAAAAAAAAACAGAAAUUACAUAUUAGUUUACAAUUGUAUUCGCUAU